Bactrocera tryoni is the source of this 1116-nucleotide messenger RNA. Its product is annotated as lipase 3. The coding region runs from base 16 to 1089 and encodes 357 amino acids. The record is from RefSeq and is a predicted model, not a curated record. The transcript has 3 exons. Gene Ontology annotation, molecular function: hydrolase activity, acting on ester bonds. Lineage: Eukaryota; Metazoa; Arthropoda; Insecta; Diptera; Tephritidae.
GCUGACGGAUACCCCAUGGAGCGACAUGCAGUAACCACCAGCGAUGGUUACAUACUCACCAUGCAUCGCAUACCUUACUCUCCGAAGGAGGGACCCACUGAUGGACGGCCAGUUGCAUUUCUUAUGCACGGCAUGUUGAGUUCCUCCUCCGACUGGGUGCUAAUGGGCCCGAAUAAAGCGCUCGCCUAUAUACUCGCCGAUGCCGGUUACGAUGUAUGGAUGGGUAAUGCUCGUGGUAAUACUUACUCGAAAAAGCAUCGCACUUGGCCCACAUACUGGCAAGUUUUCUGGAAUUUCAGUUGGCAUGAAAUUGGAAUUUACGAUUUGCCUGCUAUGAUCGAUUACGUGCUAGAUUACACCGGGAACACACAGUUGCAGUACAUUGGCCACUCGCAAGGCACCACAGUUUACUUGGUGCUGAUGUCGGAGAAGCCAAGCUACAAUAAUAAAAUUAAAUCGGCACACAUGUUGGGGCCCGCCGCCUAUAUGGGUAAUAUGAAGAGUCCAUUGACGCGUGCCUUUGCGCCCAUUUUGGGUCAGCCCAAUGCUAUGGUCGAACUGGUGGGUUCGAUGGAGUUCAUGCCAAGCAAUAAGUUCAAGCAAGACUUGGGCAUUGAGAUGUGUCAAGCGACAUCGCCGUUUGUCGAAAUGUGCGCUAAUGAGAUAUUUCUAAUUGGAGGAUACGACUCCGAACAGUUGGAAUAUGAGCUGUUGGAACAUAUCAAGGCCACUUCGCCCGCAGGUGCUUCAGUUAACCAGAAUCUGCACUUCUGUCAGGAGUACAAUUCGAAAAAGUUCCGCAAGUUCGAUUACAGCGUUCUUCGUAAUCCGUUAGAGUAUGGAGGUAGUAUGUACCCACCCAACUACAAGCUAAGUAAUGCUAAAGCACCUGUAAUGCUCUACUAUGGCGCCAAUGAUUGGAUGUGUGAUGUUACUGAUAUUCGAAGAUUACGCGACGAACUGCCGAACAUGAAGUUAGACUAUCUUGUACCCUUCACGAAAUGGGCACAUUUGGACUUUAUUUGGGGCAAAGAGGCAAAGAAAUACGUCUACGAUAAAGUCUUGGAAGAAAUGAAAAAAUAUGAGUAACGUGAAAAAGAUUUAGAAAUGAAAUGC